CGUCAGUCACACCUGUUCACACAAGAACCUCGUUGCAAUGUCUGCGGACGGAAUACCCUAGAAUGUGAACAGAUUUUGGUCAGGGACCACGUUUUGACCCAGUGGGUAGCGAGGCGUUAUACUCAUAUUCAUCCCAAGUGUGUUCUCGUGAGUGAUUCUUUCUAUGUGAGUUAUGGCCACAAUUGCCUCUCCUCAGCCUUCUGCUAAGGUGCCUGGUACCCCACCCGAUUCUGCGGUUUCGAAAUCUGGCGACAUUCCUGAAUUAUUCGAGGUUCAGGAGCUUCGCGGGCAUGACGAUCGCGUGUGGAGCGUCUCAUGGUCGCCGGACGGGGCCCUUCUGGCCUCCUGCAGCGGCGACCGUUGUGUCCGAAUCUGGGGUCGAGAAGCCGGAGCGUCGUCUCCUUUCAUUUGCAAGGCCAUCUUAGAAGACACGCAUUCGAGGACAAUUAGAUCCUGCGAGUGGUCACCAGACGGAAGGUUCCUGGCAACAGCCAGCUUCGACAACACGGUGGCUGUAUGGGAACGAACCGGGAGCAACGACGCUGACUUUGAGUGUCUCGCUGUGCUCGAGGGCCACGAGAGCGAGGUGAAAUCAGUAGCAUGGAACGCAACUAGCUCCCUACUAGCCACAUGCAGCCGGGACAAGAGCGUGUGGAUCUGGGAGGUGCCAGGUGGCAGCAGCGGAGUGGCUGGACGGAUUGGUGUGGGCCCGGCGUCUGACUUUGACUGUGUGGCGGUGCUGCAUGGCCACACGCAGGACGUGAAGAUGGUGCGCUGGCACCCGAGGCAUGACUGGCUUGUGUCAGCCAGCUAUGACGACAGCAUCAAGGUCUGGGCUGCAGAGGUGGAGGGUGAAGACGAUUGGUCGUGUGUACAGACCCUUGAUGCUGCAAAUGGGGCGGGGCAUUCGUCUACAGUUUGGGCUAUCUCGUUUGAUGCCACCGGACACUACAUGGCAUCCUGCAGUGACGAUUUGACUGUCAAAAUUUGGGAUACAAGCUGUGAGCCGUCGGAUGUGAGGGCCUCAGAAGGAAGCUCAGCAAGGGGAUGGUCGCAUGUCUGUACACUUGCGGGCUUCCACGACCGCACCAUCUUCCACGUCGACUGGUCCAUAGCCAGUGGGCUGAUUGCCACAGCAGCAGGAGAUGAUUGCAUACGAGUCUUCUCUUUCCCCGGCCUGCCUCGCUCAGAGCCUGGCGAUGAUGGAACCAACUCCAACAUUGCCAACAGAAAUGGAACUGGCGAGGAGCCAGGGAUUGCAGGGGAGGCAGGGGUGGCAGCGGCAGCAGCGGUGGGAGAGGAGGCGGAAAAUAGGGCCCAGCUGCUGAUUCGAAAGGCACAUGCACAUGACACGGAUGUCAACUGCGUGAGAUGGAACCCCAAGAAUCCCUGCCUCCUGGCAUCAGCAGGAGAUGAUGAGAUGGUGAAGAUCUGGGAGAUCAGAGGGCUUGCAGGCGCUGGGUAAAUUGUAUGCAUCAUGGUGGAGGGUAGACCAUGGUGGAGGGUAGUCACCUGACUGACAGGCCCAGAGGCCUGUCUGAUGGUAGCUUACUAGCUUAGAAUAGGAACAAUAAUUAGUGUAUAGAUUGUUAAACAUAGCAGUUUACAGUAAUACCCUGGAGGCC
This is a messenger RNA of Closterium sp. NIES-67, 1625 nucleotides long. NCBI's taxonomy places the organism in Eukaryota, Viridiplantae, Streptophyta, Zygnematophyceae, Desmidiales, Closteriaceae. The record is from the annotation of a GenBank genome assembly.